GGGCAUCGUGGUAUUUAUGUCAAUUCAAUGUGUUUGUGCUGUUGCUCCUAAAUAUUAACUGUAUGUGGAUUUUCUUUAUGGCGAAUGUCCGAACGUUUCGCGCGAGAGUAUGUAUAAUGAUGGUUGAAUUGGAAUGCAUGACCCCCUCUGUGCACAACAUCUUCGCCGAGGCAUUAUACCGAUAAAUCAAGUUGGUCACACUGGUUUAGCGGUCGAGACUGUCGACCUUGAUCUUGUCUGCUUGUCAUCGAGAAUGUUUACGCAUUACAAGGCUACAUUUGGAGAUUAACAACAACAACUGAAUGGUACAAAUGCACAGUGCCUGCCAAGGGAGAGAUAUAAUGCGUUCACGCUAGGAUUAGCUUUUAUCCGAGUGCAAACUCCAAAACAAUGGGGAAUACAGGGUGCAGUGAGUUAACCCUCAGCACCACCCGUCAGCAUGAUCAUGGAGUUGACUCCUCGCAGUUCGCGGCAGCAGUGUAAAAGGCACCUUCAGGGCGAUGGACAAUCUUAGGGAAGUAGGCUCAUUCAGGUCUUUGGCCACAGGGGACAGUCGCAGCACAAUGCCGAUCACGAGUAGGUCGGAUCCUGAGCCGGGAGAUGUAGGAUUACCCCGAGCGCCUUGUUCAGACGCGGGGCUUGCUUUUAGAAUUCAUACUUUAUCGUCAACAUGAGCAACUCACUCCCGAAAAAUGCUAGUGACAAUCCAUGUGAGAGAUCCGGUAAAGACGCAUCUCGGCCUUCUUUC
This is a messenger RNA of Serpula lacrymans var. lacrymans S7.9, 748 nucleotides long. RefSeq lists its product as uncharacterized. The transcript is spliced from 4 exons. Bases 501 to 674 code for a protein of 57 amino acids. Lineage: Eukaryota; Fungi; Basidiomycota; Agaricomycetes; Boletales; Serpulaceae. The record is from RefSeq and is a predicted model, not a curated record.